AUGGAAAACUAAAAUUUGAAGAGCAAACUUAAGAUUUGUUAAGUUCAAUUUAUGCCUGAACAUAAAAACCCAACUAAAUCUAUUGAAACAGUUCGAGAGAUUAUGAAUUAGAUCCAGGAUGAAAAAGACAUAGACCUAAUAUUAUUGCCAGAGAUGGCACUUUUAAACUAUUAUUUCUUAAGCAAGGAGGAGAUUGAGCCGUUCCUGGAAAUUAAGGAUCAAGGAUUGACUUACUAAUUCUGCGCAGAAUUGGCUAAAUAGUUCGAUUGCUAUGUAUUCUCUGGCUAUCAAGAAAAAGAAGAUAACAAUUACUACAAUUCUUAACUGGGAGUAGAUCCAUAAGGUAAUUUGAUUGCUAACUACAGAAAACAUAACCUUUACAUCGAUGAUACUUAUUGGGCAAUUCAGGGUGACUGCUUCCAGAGUCUCUCAUUAAAAUUUCACAAAAGAGAUAAUAUUGAAGUAAAAGUCUCAUAGGCUAUCUGUGCUGAUAUAGAUCCCGUAGUGUACCCUGAUAAUAAAGACAAGGUAUUUGAGUUAGGUGAUUUCGUAGCGAAGGAGAAUGCAUAGUUAGUGUUAUUUACAACUGCAUGGGUAUUUGACCCUGAUUAUGUUUUUGGGGAUGAUGAGAAAUCUAGAAGUGACACUCAUUCAUACUGGAUUAGGAGAUUAAAACCAAAGAUAGAGUCAGGAGAUCUAAGACCAACAUAUUUUAUAGCUGCAGAUAGAUGUGGGGAGGAAAAAGGACAUCCCACAGCGGGAAGUUCUUGUGUAAUUCAAUUAACACCCAAAGUAGAGAUUAUUAAUUCACUUUCAAUGAAGGAGACAAACUACAUAAUUACUGAAAUUGAUAUUUGA
Stylonychia lemnae is the source of this 858-nucleotide messenger RNA. Lineage: Eukaryota; Ciliophora; Spirotrichea; Sporadotrichida; Oxytrichidae. The record is from the annotation of a GenBank genome assembly.